GAUAUUGUCAAGUAAAGAAUAUUUAUUUACAUAAUAUUAAAGAGCUGUUAAGAAAAUGAUAAAUAUCAAUAAUAAUUGUUCCUGUAUAUAUCCCACACCAUCUUCGACUUUACUAAAUAAAAUAAUAUGUCUUCUAGAAUACCAAGUGACCCCAAACGAUAUACCAAGAGUUUGUGAAAUGAUAUCCUGUUAUUUGGAAAAUUCUAAACAAGGAUUUCUUGUUGUGGAUUUACCAAACAUAAUGACUUUACUGGAAAUCUUAAGUGACGGUUUCGAUACAGAACCACUAUUCAGAAAAAUCUUAGCGGAUGUUUUACAAAUUUGUAAAAUUCCUAUACUACUUACUAGAAGUUCUGAUAUACUGAGAUAUUCCAUAGAUUUACAAGAGUAUUUUUCAGUUUUAGGGUACGUUUUACUUAGAGUCCAGUGCGCCGAAUACCAAAGACUUGUCUUGAAUAUUCUAAUAUCUUUAUUGCAAGAACCAACUGAAGAAUGGAAAAAUCAAGUUACUCUUGAGAAGCGACAAGAAGCAGCGAUGUCUGGCAGAUUUCCACAAAUUUUGGCUCAAUUGCUUUUUAUUGCCGAUGAUGAUCUAUUUCCUAAACUUUUGGAGCUGACGUUUAAAUUGUUGGCCGAAAACUUAGAAUCAUGUAAGUUAAUGCUACCAGAAGAUGUUAUAAAUUCUCUUCUAAUCAGAAUUGAAGACAACUGGAGAAACCGCUAUCCAGAUGCUCCAGUUUCAGAGCCGCACUCAGAUCUUUUCCUCGGAUUUUCGGAACCUCCUUCAUUUUCAAAUCUUACUUUAAUCACUUCUAUCGUUAAUCUGAUAGGAAUAUAUUUAAACUCAAAUAGAGACAUGUUGCAGAAUGUCCCUGUCAUCUCAAGACUUGCAUUAUGGAAUGUGAGAUACGUUUAUGUCUAUGUCACAACAAAGCAGAAAAAUCCUUCUGCCAGAAAUUUCCUUCUGACUGCUGUAAUUUGGAUACUGGAACUUUUUCCAAAUAUAGAUUUUGUUCCCAGUGGCUUAGCGCAAGAUUUGCUGAAUACUACUUUUCAAGAAGUGUCAACGCUCGCCAACAAUCUGCUAGUUUUGAAAUGUACACUUUCUGAAGAUGAUUUCGUCUAUUUACAGUUAUUUAUAUAUCUGAUUCCACUAUACCUGAAAUACAGAGGGGGGAAACUGAUUUUAGAAAGAAGCAGGAUUAUUUAUAGGUUAUUAAAAAUCAUCAGCGCUCCUACAGAAAAAAUACCUAAUCCUAGAGAACACGCAUGCGUUAUCAAAGUCAUCAGUUAUAAAAUGUUAAACGCUUUAGUUCCCCAUUUAGAAGAUGAGUUUAUCGAAAAUUGUGGCCCCCCUAUAUUAUUAAAAAACAUUAGAGAUAAAGUGAAUACAGAAAGUGGACUGAUUCUACUUUCCAAAUGUCUGGAUACGUUAAGACAAAUAUUGCAAUAUGAUCCCAGAAAAUUUGUUCGACAUUCCGUGUUAUUCAAUCAUGGCGAUGAUAUUAUAAUAGAACUAAGUCAAACAUUAUUAGAAUGGGAAAUAUUUACCGAGACAGCCCAAGUUUGUUUACAGGAAAUCUUUCCAAUAUUAUCAAUACUUUACAAGAACAAUGAAGCGAUUACUAGGGUGAAUAGUUUAACAUUAGUAGAAAUCUCCAUUCAGUAUUUACAAAGAAUAUUCAAACCAAAACCGAAUGAGCCAGUCUAUGACAAUAAAAUCAUGAUAUCACUGAUAGAUUUUAUAUGGGAAGUGAUAGUGAAAAACGAACAUUUGAGUGAUAUGUUUUACAAACGAGAUGGAGUCUAUCUUAUGCUGGAUGUGCUCCAGGAAUUUCCCGUUCCGAUCAAGAUAAUCACUUUAGGAGCGCUGGUAGAUUUAUGUGAUUUUGGCAAAGGUAAAUGUAUUCCCUAUUUAAUAACGUGGAGAAGAACGAAUGGAAUGACACUCCUUCCCUUGUUAAUGGAAAUAUUUAGAAUGGGAAAUAUGUAUUUGGACGUAAAAACGGGACGUCGUGGAGAAAUAGCAGAUGAAAAACAUCCCCUGAUGGGCACAGAUCAGUACAAUGCCACGUUCAUAGAAAAUAAGUUAGACGCUAGCCCAGCAAUGACGGACAUGUUUGCUAGCUGCAGGCCUAAAAUAUAUGCCCUUUUAACUUUGAUUCAAGACAGAUACAAAGAUAUUUUGGACGUUGCUAAUGAAGCCUACAAAACGUGGGAUGAUAACUUGCAAGCAAAAGAUAAGGUUACUUUACUAUUAGCUGAAAACUUUCUAGGCCUAAAGUUGGGUGAGAUGUGGGAGGAGUUAAAACUAAAAUUUGAAUUAAUGAAAUUUGAGCCAUUACCAAUAGAUGCGUAUAUUAUAAAUUCUUUAGUUGAAAGGACUCACCAAUGGGGAGCACACUUGAAAGAAGUUCAGAUCGAUAUAUUAAAACACGAACUAGCAGAUAAUCUCUUAGAUGAAUUAAACACAUAUCAACAAAUUAAAGACGCCCGCAUAUCCGAAGCUCUAGAAAGCAUGAAAGAAGCGAAAUACCUGGCUAGAUGUACUGAACGUAUAUUCCGAAUUGCUCAGACUUAUAAGCAAGCAGCACAAGCUGAUAGAUCCGUCGAAGAAAUAGCACACGGACCGCUGCUUCAUAAAACAUUUUUGGGUAAUUCACGUAUUACUCCUGUCUUUAAGCAAUUAGUGACAGUAACUGACGAAAAAGUUGUCAGAGAAGAUUCCAGCCAACUUGUAUCUCCAAGGGAGUCCGCACAUUUGAUGAAUUAUGACGAAAAAUCUACUUCUGUAAUGGUUCUACCUCAAAAACAAUUUAGCUUUUAUUAAAUAUUUUAACAACUGUUUAAUUAUACUCAUAUUUUU
This is a messenger RNA of Diabrotica balteata, 2866 nucleotides long. NCBI's taxonomy places the organism in Eukaryota, Metazoa, Arthropoda, Insecta, Coleoptera, Chrysomelidae. The record is from the annotation of a GenBank genome assembly.